UAACCUCCAAAAACGAAGUAAGAUACACAAUUAAUAAAAACAUUUAAUUUUAUAUAGUGUAUAUGGAUCAACAAACAGCAAAACGGCUUCUAGCCGAAGGUGCAUUUUUCAUUUUACUUGAUGUGCCUGAAGGUACUGAAUUUGGAAUUGACAUGAAGUCUUGGAACACUGGUGAAAAGUUUCGGGGGGUGAAAAUGAUACCGCCUGGACUGCAUUACAUAUUUUUUAGUGCGGUGUCAGAUACAGGUGAUACGGCCCCAAGAACAGGAUUCUUUAAGACGUUUAGAAAAUCUGAAGUUUUAGUUAAAAAGUGGGAUAAGAAAAAUGAGUGUAUCAGUAGCGAAGAUGUAUCAGAAAAUGAGGUAGUACAACUGAAAGAAAAUAUACUACUACUUGAUAACUUUUUAGGCCCAUAUCCUUAUAGUAUUUUGGAUAAAUGGACUAGUUUGACUUCCUGUAUCACCAGUACUUUAGCUGAAAGGAUAACUCCUCUAUCUGGCUAUGUACAGUCUGCCUUAGAAUUACAAUCAUGUACAGAUGCAGAUAGACCUAGGGGUAAGAGGAAGUCUGAGGAUGGUGAAACAUCUGCAGGUCAUUCAUCAUCUAAAAGUCCUAGGCUUACAGAAGAUACAGAACACAACUUCUUACCAAAUUUAAAAGUAAAAGAAGGGACUGAAUUAAGAUUAACUUCAUUUCCAGAAAGAAAUUAUCCCGAGAAUUCUACACCAUCUGAAAUUACCAAACAUUCUUUAGAUUCAUCAUAUGUUUUAGAUCAAAUGAUUUCCAAAUAUUCUGUGUCAACAGAAAUAUUAGGAGAAAUGCAAAUAUGCUAUAUUUGCUUCCUGGUUGGACACAGUUUAGAAGCUUUUGAACAGUGGAAGAAAUUGUUUAAUUUAUUUUGUUCUUGUGAAAUUGGCAUUAAAAAGCAUAGAAAACUGUAUGACUUAUUCAUAACUAUGUCUGAUAUUCAUAUAAAAGAGAUUCCUGAGGAGUUUUUAGCGGAUAUAGUGUCUAAUAGUAAUUUUGUUUAUGUUAAGCUAAAACAAUUGUUUAGAUCUGUCAAAGAAUCAGAUGUUGAUGCCCCCUUCAAAGCCAAAGUGGGAAGGUUUAUACAAAAUUUAACUGAUUUGUACCAGUGGGAUUUUGAUAACUUGGACUCUGAAGAGGAUGAGGCACCAGUUAUUGUUGACACUUGA
Molecule: messenger RNA, 1196 nt
Organism: Diabrotica balteata
Lineage: Eukaryota; Metazoa; Arthropoda; Insecta; Coleoptera; Chrysomelidae
Source: the annotation of a GenBank genome assembly